GGGGAGUCUCGGGGCUGGUGUUCGCUGGGAUCCCGGCGACUGCGCUCUCGGCUCAGGAUCGACGGCAAUUCGGCCGCAGUAGCUCGGACACGCCAGGCCGGGCGAGGCGCCGUAGGUGUUUUGAUGCAAGGGAAACGAUGGUACAGAAAUAUCAGUCACCCGUCAGGGUUUACAAACAUCCUUUUGAACUUGUUAUGACAGCUUAUGAAAGACGAUUCCCAACAUGUCCUCUAAUUCCAAUGUUUGUUGGAAGUGACAUAACCAGUGAGUACAAGAAUGAGGAUGAGGGUGUUCAUAUUUUAGAAAGACGAUGUAAAUUGGAUGUGGAUGCACCAAGACUACUAAAAAAGAUUGCAGGUGUUGAUUACAUCUACUUUAUUCAGAAGAAUUCCUUGAACUGGCGGGAGAGAACAUUAAAAAUAGAAGCCCACAAUGAAACCUUUGCCAACCGAGUUGUCAUCAAUGAAUUCUGCUGCUAUACUGUUCACCAAGAAAAUGAGGAUUGGACUUGCUUUGAGCAGUCAGCAAGUCUUGAUAUCAAAUCUUUUUUUGGGUUUGAAAGUACUGUUGAAAAGAUAGCAAUGAAACAAUAUGCCAGCAGUAUAAAAAAGGGGAAAGAAAUAAUUGAAUAUUACCUGAAGCAACUGGAAGAAGAAGGAAUUAUCCAUGUACCACGUUGGUCACCAAUGGUCAAAGUUAACACAGAAAAGUCAGUUCCUGCCCAGAAGCUGACAUCCUCUCCAGCUGUAGCCAUACCUGGUCGAGGUGAUGCAGUUAGAAAGGAAGAACAUGUUAAUAAGGACUUGAUUGCUGGUUCCAAUAAUUCACCUGACUCUCUCUCAGGAACUCCAGAUGAUAAAUUGGAUGCUGAUUAUAUCCAGCGUUAUCUAGGUGAUUUGACACCACUACAAGAGAGCUGUCUUAUUAGGCUUCGAACUUGGCUUCAAGAAACGCAUAAGGGCAAGAUUCCUAAGGAUGAGCAUAUUCUGCGGUUCUUGAGAGCACGCGAUUUCAAUAUUGAUAAAGCAAGAGAGCUUCUGUGCCAGUCUUUGACAUGGCGUAAACAGCACAAAGUGGACUAUCUCUUGGAGACUUGGACACCACCUCAAGUGUUGCCUGAUUAUUACACAGGAGGCUGGCAUCACCAUGACAGAGAUGGGAGACCCCUGUAUAUUUUGCGACUUGGACAAAUGGAUACCAAAGGUCUUGUCAGAGCACUCGGAGAGGAGGCACUGCUGCGGCAUGUUCUGUCUAUUAAUGAAGAAGGAUUAAGGCGAUGUGAAGAAAACACCAAUGUGUUUGGAAGGCCUAUCAGCUCAUGGACAUGCUUGGUGGACUUAGAAGGUUUGAAUAUGAGACAUCUUUGGCGACCUGGUGUUAAAGCACUGCUAAGAAUCAUUGAAGUUGUUGAAGCUAACUAUCCAGAAACACUUGGUCGAUUGUUAAUCCUCAGGGCGCCCAGAGUUUUUCCAGUACUUUGGACAUUGGUCAGUCCUUUCAUUGAUGACAAUACAAGAAAGAAAUUUCUUAUCUAUGCAGGGAAUGACUACCAAGGGCCUGGAGGGCUACUUGAUUACAUAGACAAAGAAAUAAUCCCUGAUUUUCUUGGAGGCGAAUGUGUGUGUGAGGUUCCAGAAGGAGGUUUAAUUCCCAAAUCUAUGUAUAGAACACCAGAAGAGCUCGACAACGAUGACAUCAGGCUUUUGACUGAAACUAUUUAUCAGUCAGCAAGUAUUUUCAAAGGAUCACCUCAUGAGAUAUCAGUUGAAAUAGUGGACGCAUCUUCUGUGAUAACCUGGGAUUUUGAUGUGUUAAAAGGAGAUAUUGCCUUCAACAUCUAUCAUUCAAAGCGAGCACCCCAGCUACCCAAAAAGGAUACACUUGGGGCCCAUGGUAUAACAUGCCCUGGAGGAAAUAAUGUACAACUUAUCGAUAAGUCAUGGCAACUGGGAAUGGAUUAUAGUAUGGUGGAGUCAGCACUGAUCUGUAAAGAAGGAGAGAGUGUACAGGGUUCACAUGUAACAAGAUGGCCUGGUUUUUAUAUACUUCAGUGGAAGUUUCACAACAUGCCUUCUUGUGCUACAACUAACCUACCUCGUGUAGAUGAUGUACUGGCAACGUUACAGGUUUCAUCCCAUAAGUGUAAAGUUAUGUAUUACACUGAAGUUAUAGGAUCAGAUGAUUUCAGGGGAUCCAUGACAAGUCUUGAAUCUAGUCACAGUGGCUUCUCACAGCUCAGUGCUGCUACAACAUCAUCCAGCCAGUCACAUUCCAGCUCUAUGAUCUCCAGCAGCAGACGGUAGAAGGUCUUUGCAGAGAGUCAACCCCUGUAACGCUGCCAGGCCAGGCAAUAUCCCAGGCUGAGUACUUGGAGUGUGCACCCCAGCUCACUGUCUUCGGAGAUAUCUUCAAUACUUCACUCAUCCAGGCUGCUAUCCCCACAUGUUUCAAACCAGCCACCUUCAUCACUGUACCAAAGAACUCUCGAAUCUUCAGAGCAAAAUGACUGACACCAAUCAAGAUGAAGUGCUUUGAAUGGCUGGUAAUGGCACACAUCAAAACUUCCAUUCCUGCCACAUUGGACACUCACUGAUAUGCUUAUGGACAAAACUGCUGAAACAACCUACAGAGAAGAGAUGGAAGAGCUCAAGGCCUGGUGCCAGGCAAAUAACCUGUUCCUCAAAGUCAACAAGUCAAGGGAGAUGGUUAUUGACUUCAGGAGAUCCUGUACCGCUCACACCCCUCUACAUUAACGGCAUAGAAGUGGAAACGGUGGUUUCAAUCUCCUGGGAGCACACAUCUUGCACAGCCUCUCAUGGUCCCAGAACACAUCCUGCACAAUCAGGAAAGCUCACGUAUGCCUCUGAUUUCUAAGGAUGCUGAAGAGAGCUGGAUUAUGCAUAUCGAUACUCAUGACCUACAGAUGCACAGUACAGAGUAUUCUAACAUGCUGCAUCAUUGCCUGGUACAGAAACUGCACUGUUAUAGGCACGAACGCUAUACAACGGGUUGUCAAAACUGCCCAACACAUCAACUGGCCCAGCUUAUCCACCAGCAAGGACAUAUCUACAGAAAGGUGCCAGGAAAAGGCCAACCGUAUUAUGAAGGAUCCCAUCCAUCCUGCACAUGCACGAGGAAAUCUGCAGAUGCUGGAAAUUCAAACACCAACACACAUAAAAUGCUGGUGGAACACAGCAGGUCAGGCAGCAUCAAUAGGGAGAAGUGCUGUCGACGUUUCGGGGAAGGGUCUCGGCCCGAAACGUCAACAGCGCUUCUCCCUAUAGAUGCUGCCUUGCCAGCUGUGUUCUGCCAGCAUUUUGUGUGUGUUGUCAUCCUGCUCAUGGACUGUUUGUCCCACUUCAUCAGGGAGGAGGCUACAUACUGUAGCAUUCAUGCCAGUACCACCAGACUCAGAGACAGUGACAUUCCUCAAGCAGUGAGACUGUUGAACACUUUCACUCACUAAUCCACCCUACCAUCACUACUUUAUCAUUUCCUGUCACAAGUCAUCUUAUGUACAGAUACUCCUACACCUAGUGUCACUUCAUGGACGUACAAUUUAUGUGAAUAAGCCAUUUUAUGUAUAUAUAUUUGUGGUUUUUAAAAAUUAUGUUCUUUAUCUUACUGUGAUUUUUUUUAUAUUCUGCAUCGAAUACAGAGAAAUGAUUGUUGUUCUCCUUUAUACUUGUGUAUUAGAAAUGGCAUUAAACUAUUUUGAAUGAUUGGUUUAACUAUGUAUGUGAUAAAUAGAAUUACGAUCGUAGAGGUGAGAUGCUGGCGACAAACAAUUUUGAAACGAGGAAAGUGAAUAGUUUGCUUUGUGUUUAGUUAUCUUAGCACCAUUAUCAAUUGUGGAGCAAUGCUAAGUUUUAGUGUUAUAUUUGAUCAACCUUGCAUGGCUGAUUUUCAUUCAAAUGCAAAUUAUUAUGACCCUUCAAUUUGGUCACAUUUGCCUGAGUACAAUAAAUUUACAUCUUAAUCUAUUUAAAGUAUAUUAUCCAUUGCAUCUUCUUAAUUUGAUUGCUAAAAUUACAUUUCGUCAGUGAAAGAUUAAUUUGUUGAAUCAUUAAAUUUAUAAUUAUAUUGCUAUAGACUAAUCUCCUUUAUGUGAAAAUUGCUAUCAAAAUGCAGCAGUGCCUGCACUCAACUCUU
This is a messenger RNA of Hypanus sabinus (Atlantic stingray), 4152 nucleotides long. Its product is annotated as SEC14-like protein 1. Gene Ontology annotation, molecular function: RIG-I binding. Gene Ontology annotation, cellular component: cytoplasm; cytosol. Bases 138 to 2303 code for a protein of 721 amino acids. The transcript is spliced from 17 exons. The record is from RefSeq and is a predicted model, not a curated record. Gene Ontology annotation, biological process: negative regulation of RIG-I signaling pathway. NCBI's taxonomy places the organism in Eukaryota, Metazoa, Chordata, Chondrichthyes, Myliobatiformes, Dasyatidae.